ACGCUCUCUGUGUUCCUUCCCUGACAUCGCGCUGAUUGACAGGCGCGGCAGCCAAUAGAAGCAGAGGAGGCGUGGUCGGCGGCCUUGUGAGCAAGAUGGGGGUCAAACUGGAGAUCUUCAGGAUGGCGCUGUAUCUGACGUUCCCUGUGACCAUGUUCUGGAUCUCUAACCAGCCGGAAUACUUUGAAGAGUACAUAGUGAAGCGUAAGAGGGAGAUUUAUCCACCGGAACAAGAUGAACAGAAGAGACAGCUGCAGGAAAUGAAGGAGGCCAUGAGACUGAAGAAAGAGAAGCUCUACAUGCAGGAUUAGAGCGUCCUGCGGCCCCCCCAUCCCUCAUUGCACUCUGUAUAUGGCCCCCGAUGUAUAGGACUACAUCAUAUCAGACUAUAGUAAAGACAUGUUUUGUACAUAG
This is a messenger RNA of Bufo bufo (common toad), 414 nucleotides long. Its product is annotated as protein PET100 homolog, mitochondrial. The transcript has 4 exons. The coding region runs from base 96 to 311 and encodes 71 amino acids. Gene Ontology annotation, cellular component: mitochondrion; mitochondrial inner membrane. Gene Ontology annotation, biological process: mitochondrial respiratory chain complex IV assembly. The record is from RefSeq and is a predicted model, not a curated record. Lineage: Eukaryota; Metazoa; Chordata; Amphibia; Anura; Bufonidae.